UUGAGGCGGCGCCGGGAGUUGAGCGGAGAGCCGGGCGUGUCGGUGCUGGGGUCCGGGGACUCGGUGGAGGUAACAUGAACUACUCGAGAUUUAUCAACACAGUGAGUGCGGCUAGGAGGGUAUCACCCAUCAGAGCACUGACCGAGGUCCUGCAGAGGAGUCCGCCGACCAUGAUCUCCCUCGCCACUGGAAUGCCAAACCCCGACAUGUUCCCCUUUGAGUGCGCCCACUUCACUAUAAAGGGUGGACUGAACAUCACGUUUGGCCAGGAGACAAUGAAACGAGCUCUGCAAUACUCCGCUUCAGCAGGAAUUCCAGAGUUAAUUUCCUGGAUGAAGGAUCUGCAGAAACGUCUUCACAAUCCCCCAACCACUAACUACAGCCCUGAACAAGGGCAGAUGGAGUUAUGCAUUACCAGUGGCAGUCAGGAGGGCCUCAGCAAGGUGUUUGAGAUGCUCAUCAGCCCUGGAGACUCCAUCCUUCUGGACUGCCCCACGUAUCCUGGGACACUCGCCUCGCUCCAACCACUAGGUUGCAAGCUCCUCACCAUCUCAAGUGAUCAAUACGGGAUGAUUCCCCAAUCCCUGUCCGAUGUCCUCUCAAGAUGGAACCCAGAGGGUGAGAAUCCCAGCUCUGGUAUCCCGAAAAUUCUGUACACAAUUCCAAAUGGCGAAAACCCAACCGGAGCCUCCAUGACAGCUGAGAGGAAGAAGGAGGUGUAUCAGAUUGCCAGAAAAUAUGAUUUACUGAUAAUUGAAGAUGACCCUUAUUUCUUCCUGCAGUUUGAAAAGCCUUGGGCUCCAUCAUUCCUUUCUUUUGACAUUGAUGGUCGGGUAAUCAGGACAGAUUCCUUCUCCAAGAUCUUGUCUUCAGGGCUGCGGAUAGGAUUCCUUACUGGUCCCAAGCCACUCAUCAGUCGAAUCAUCCUGCACAUCCAGUCCUCCACAUUGCACACCAGCACGUUCACACAGCUCCUAGUUGUCCAGCUCCUUCAACAGUGGGGACAGAGUGGCUUCCUGGAGCAUGUUGACAGAGUGAUCAAGUUCUACAGCAAGCAGAGGGAUGCAAUGCAAUUGUCUGCUGAAAGGUGGCUGAAAGAUUUAGUUGAAUGGAAUAUUCCAAGUGCUGGUAUGUUCUACUGGAUGAAGCUAAAGGGAAUCUCAGACACUUAUCAACUCAUCUCGGAGAAAGCCCUGCAAAAGGAGGUGCUGUUUGUUCCUGGUCAAGCCUUCAUGGUCGAUAGUUCAGUGCCAUGUGCGUACGUGCGAGCUGCCUUUUCUCUUUCCACCCCUGAACAAAUAGAUCAGGGUUUACAAAGACUAGCCACACUCAUCAAAGAAUCAGUGUAGUGCUGCUUAGUGGACACGAUACACAAUCUAGCCCGAAAUAAAUUAAAUCAAAAAUUA
Molecule: messenger RNA, 1406 nt
Organism: Pristis pectinata (smalltooth sawfish)
Lineage: Eukaryota; Metazoa; Chordata; Chondrichthyes; Rhinopristiformes; Pristidae
Gene: aadat
Product: aminoadipate aminotransferase
Biological process (GO): biosynthetic process
Molecular function (GO): pyridoxal phosphate binding; L-kynurenine:2-oxoglutarate transaminase activity
Source: RefSeq, a predicted model, not a curated record